Messenger RNA from Hermetia illucens (black soldier fly), 2456 nucleotides. RefSeq names its product ribose-phosphate pyrophosphokinase 1 (gene Prps). Gene Ontology annotation, biological process: 5-phosphoribose 1-diphosphate biosynthetic process; ribonucleoside monophosphate biosynthetic process; purine nucleotide biosynthetic process. The record is from RefSeq and is a predicted model, not a curated record. Gene Ontology annotation, cellular component: ribose phosphate diphosphokinase complex; cytoplasm. Lineage: Eukaryota; Metazoa; Arthropoda; Insecta; Diptera; Stratiomyidae. The coding region runs from base 815 to 2077 and encodes 420 amino acids. Gene Ontology annotation, molecular function: ribose phosphate diphosphokinase activity; magnesium ion binding. The transcript has 10 exons.
AGGGCCUUGGGUCGGAUUUUUCGCGAGAGAUGUCAAGGACUUCCUUCUACGAAGCAUUGGCAUAAAUAAUAAAAGCAGCCAGAUUAUUAAUUUAAAUAGUGUGUAAGCAUCAAAGCAGACCUAUGAAAGAAAUGAAAAUUCAAUUUCAAAAGUCACGUUUUGUAUAUGGUCACGUUGAAACAGAUAUUUGCCUAUAGGUAAAGGUUCCCACGAAAUGUUCAUGAAAAGAUUCGAAAAAAGCCUAGUACAGUAAAAAUAUAUAUCGGAAAACCAUACAUGACACCCAAGAUAGAAUUGUAUUAGAAAAAGUUGGAAAAAGCAGCUAAAAUGGAGAUAUUACGACUCCAGUUAGUAAAAUUCGUUCUUUCUUUUGAUAAUGGCGUAUGAGACUAUAGAAUUCCAGUUCAUUUAGCCUUAAGUUUUCACGUCAAUGCUAUCAUUCAAAGAAAAUUGUAGUUAAUAUUUCUGCAACAUUUUUUGACGCUGUAUGUAUACAAUUGAAAACCUGUAGAACUACUACUGAUUUCAUUCUACUCGAAUUUUGAGGCAUGUGUACAUAUAUAUUUGUAUGAUAUUCACUCAACUCGUAUGCCCUACACAUCUUGGGCGACGAAUUCACCUCAAUGUAAUUCCAUUCGGGGCUGCUUAUCGUUGCUGAAAAUGAAUGAAGCCCAGACGGCAGUUCGAAAAAACUGACACUCGCUUUGCGGAGUAUGUAAUGUACACAUGUAUGGCGACGACGCGUUUCUUAGGAAUGUUCUGAAUAUAAUAUCUUUUUGUAUAGAUAUGGGAAAGUAAUAGUAUCAAUUUACUGAUGUCGCAUUACUCCUUGACUUUGAACCAAGAGAAAACGCCUUCAGAUUCAAGGCUACAGCAAAACACCUUCAAAAUUACCGGUUUUGAUGGCAUACAUGUUGCAGAUUGUGUGAUGCCAGUUCGAUCUGCUAAUCCGAUACGCGCUAAAAGUUUAAUCCGGCAUAAUUUGGAGAAGUCAAACACUUAUUCGAAUCAUCUACAAUCCAGAAUGCCGAAUAUUAAAGUGUUUUCGGGAACUUCGCAUCCGGAUUUGGCCCAGCGCAUUGUCGACCGAUUGGGAAUCGAUUUAGGCAAAGUGGUUACGAAAAAGUUCAGCAAUUUAGAGACGUGUGUCGAAAUUGGGGAAUCGGUAAGAGGCGAAGAUGUCUACAUUGUUCAAUCAGGAUCAGGUGAAAUCAAUGACAACCUUAUGGAAUUGCUGAUUAUGAUCAAUGCAUGCAAGAUUGCUUCGGCAUCGCGGGUAACUGCUGUAAUUCCUUGUUUCCCUUACGCACGACAAGACAAAAAAGAUAAGGUAGUCAUUUACAGCCGUUCGGAAUUAAGUAAAAAAGAGACUGGAGAAGAAUCUAGACAAUGGAAACUUUUAAAGUACAACGAAUGGAAAUUUAGGAGUCGUGCCCCCAUUUCGGCAAAAUUGGUGGCGAACAUGUUAUCCGUUGCUGGUGCAGAUCAUAUUAUCACAAUGGACUUGCAUGCAUCUCAAAUUCAGGGAUUUUUUGAUAUUCCCGUGGAUAAUUUGUAUGCAGAGCCAGCUGUUCUGAAGUGGAUUAAAGAAAACAUUCCGGAAUGGAGGAACUCAAUUAUAGUUUCACCCGAUGCUGGUGGUGCUAAGAGAGUUACCUCCAUAGCUGAUAGAUUAAACGUUGAGUUCGCUCUUAUUCAUAAGGAGAGAAAGAAGGCCAACGAAGUAGCAUCGAUGGUGCUUGUUGGUGAUGUAAAAGACAGAAUUGCCAUUCUAGUUGAUGAUAUGGCUGAUACAUGUGGUACGAUAUGUCAUGCAGCUGAUAAGUUGAUAGAAGCUGGGGCAACAAAGGUCUACGCCAUCUUAACGCACGGGAUAUUCUCCGGACCUGCCAUAUCGCGUAUUAAUAACGCUUGUUUCGAAGCCGUUGUCGUCACAAAUACUAUACCACAAGAUGGCCAUAUGCGGGAUUGUCCUAAAAUUCAGUGCAUUGACGUAUCAAUGAUGUUUGCAGAGGCUGUGCGGCGGACACACAAUGGCGAAAGUGUGUCCUAUCUCUUUUCAAAUGUUCCAUAUUAAAACUAUGUUUUUCUUUUUCUUUAAUAUUAUUUUACGUUCAUGAAAUUUUUUAUUACUGAUUUUUGUAAAAAAAAACACUGAUUUUGUUUUGAUUUAGAAACGAUCAAUUAUCCUAUAUUAUACAUAAAAUCAUACGAUGUUAUUUGGUUAGAUGCUAUGAAGCAGAAGAGAUAAGAAUUACGGAUAUUAAGAAUGUAUAAGAGAAUGUGCUAGUAAAAUUGUAAAUUUUCGGUCAACCUUUUAUCAUUUAUUGUAAAACGACUGGGAGACUAAACUUCAGAACCUAUGAAGUAAAAGCACAUAUAUUUUUUAUUGUAAUAAUAAACAUUUUUAGAUUAUAAAAAUGCUACUAAAUAAAACACCAUCCAUCUAGAAAUCA